Molecule: messenger RNA, 1158 nt
Organism: Aspergillus affinis
Lineage: Eukaryota; Fungi; Ascomycota; Eurotiomycetes; Eurotiales; Aspergillaceae
Product: reverse transcriptase family protein
Exons: 4
Coding region: 1-1158 (385 amino acids)
Source: RefSeq, a predicted model, not a curated record
AUGGAGCAGUCAGCAUCAGACACGCUGCCACCGAGAAGGGAAAACGAUCACCAGAUUGAGCUCACUGAUAAGAAUACGCUGGGGUAUAGUCCCUUAUAUCGGUACUCUGCAAAGGAGCUGGAAGCGAUCAAAACCUAUCUAGUAAAGAACUUACAUAAAGGCUUUAUCGUUUCUAGUGCUGCCCCGUUCGGCUCCCCCGUACUGAUGGCUGCGAAGCCAGGAGGAAGCUUACGGUUCUGCGUGGACUACCGGAAGUUGAACUCGAUUACCAAGAAGAACCGCUACCCUCUGCCCCUGAUGGACGAGCUGCUGGAUCGGCUAGGCCGCGCAAAGAUCUUUACUAAGUUCGAUAUUAGGCAGGGCUUUUACCGUAUACGAAUGCACCCUGAUUCGGUAGAUUUGAUCACGUUCCGCACCAAGUACGGAUCCUAUAAAUACCAAGUCUUGCCCUUUGGUUUAACCAAUGGGCCUGCAGCCUUCCAACAGCUGAUGAAUGACAUCUUUAUUGAUCUGAUCGACAAGUACGUGGCUGUAUAUGUAAACGAUAUCCUGAUCUUCAGCCUCCAGGCCGCUAUUCACAAGUGCGAAUUUAACGUGAAAAGAACUAAGUUCUUGGGCUUCAUCUUGACCCCAAAUGGCAUUGAGGUUGACCCCGAGAAGGUUGCAGUGAUACUAACUGGCAGGUUCCCACUACAGUUAGGGGAUAGGAUUGCCAGACCACUGUAUGCCUUAACAAAGAAGCUGGCAUCCUUUGAAUGGACCCCUGGCUACCAGGAAGCCUUUGAGCAGCUGAAGAAGUACCUGACUUCGGUGCCUCUCCUACGGCACCACGACCUAACCCUCCCGUCUAGGAUUGAAACGGAUGCCUCUGACGGGGUAAUUGCAGGCAUAUUCUCUCAGUUAUUCGAGGUUAGGUGGCACCCGAUUGCCUACUUCUUUAGGAAUAUGCUCGGUACUGAGCGCAACUACGAUAUUCAUUGGUUGGAAGAGGGUGUUCUGCUUCCGCAGGCCACUGAGCAGAAACUAUCUCCUAUAGCAGCAUUACUCGCCCCCGUAGAACUAGAUGACGUUCAGUUGAUGGACCGCCUUCUGCAGGCUAAUCGCACUGCGGCUGACCUUGACGAAGAAAAGGCUGCUGCUGCUGAUGCUGCAGAAUAA